Pyrgilauda ruficollis (rufous-necked snowfinch) is the source of this 1246-nucleotide messenger RNA. It is a transcript of the gene FAM221A, whose product is annotated as family with sequence similarity 221 member A. Lineage: Eukaryota; Metazoa; Chordata; Aves; Passeriformes; Passeridae. The record is from RefSeq and is a predicted model, not a curated record. The transcript has 7 exons. The coding region runs from base 1 to 891 and encodes 296 amino acids.
AUGGAGCGGCUGCGGGUGGACGCGCAGGCCCUGGAGGAGUACGCGGAGUACCGGCGAAUUGUAGGUGAUGAUGAUGGAGGAAAGCUCUUUACUCCUGAGGAAUAUGAGGAGUACAAAAGAAAAGUAUUACCAGCUCGGCUACAGAACAGGCUGUAUGUGAGCUGGAGAUCACCAACUGGCAUGGACUGUAAGCUUGUGGGACCAGAGACACUGUGCUUUUGCACCCACCGGUAUAAACAGCACAAAACAGACUACGAGGUGCUUCCCAAGGAGCGCCCCAUCAGCGUGCCCUGCAGAGUGAGGCGCUGCCCGUGCCAGUCCUUCCACUUGGUGCCCCUGAACGGCACGCAGCCCGUCCGCUGCCGCUGCAAGCACUUCCCUGACCAGCACAGCGCUGCGCCCGGCUUUCCCUGCAACUCCUGUUCCAAGUGCUCAGGUUUUCAUAGCAGCUUUACCUGUGCAUGUGGUCAGCCAGCUUACGCUCACGAAACCGUUGUGGAAACCAAAGAGGAGCGCCUGGCCCAAGGAAAGCCCGUGGGGCAGGAUGUUCCUUACGCUGCCAUGGGAGGACUGACUGGUUUCAGCUCACUAGCAGAGGGCUACAUGAGGCUGGAUGACAGUGGAAUAGGUGCUCCUUCUGCUGAACUUUUAGAAGCCCCCAUUACUAGCAUGGAUCAUCCAUUUCUAAAAGCAUUUCAGGGGCCUUCGAGCUCCGCUCAAACCAUGCCACAAAUAGCAGGUAGUUCAAGUGCCACAGGGCAAGUUUCUCAUGGAAAACAAUCCGAAGCUGAUGACAUGGCUUACUUUGAAAAACGCUAUCAAGAACGGCUGAAAAUGGAGAAGGCUGCUAAACGGAAAGAGAGGAGUCCAGUGCCAUCAAAGAAGCCAUGAGAUUAAUAAAUAAAUAUUUAUUAUUUGGCACAUUUUUCAUUAUUGCAUUGAGUAUUUUUCUCUGUGCCUACCCACAUAGCUGUAUUUAUUAAUUUAUUUAUUCUGUUCUUUUGUUCCUUUGAUGAAAUUAAUUUUUAAUUAUCUCAUUGUAAUAAAAUUGGUUCUUUAAUCAAUGUGUUUCUAAUCUCCAGAACUGUUACACAGAUAUUUCUUUGGAAAUGGAGAAGAAUAUUUAUAGAGUUGCAGGUCUGAGGGUUUAAGCACUGACAGUGUAAAGUCUGAGAGAAUAACUUUGUAUUCAAGUAUUAGGUUGUAGGAGGGCAAAGAAAAUACAUGUGUUCUACCUAGACUUUUA